Messenger RNA from Teleopsis dalmanni, 1405 nucleotides. RefSeq names its product protein distal antenna-related-like. The record is from RefSeq and is a predicted model, not a curated record. Bases 331 to 1128 code for a protein of 265 amino acids. The transcript is spliced from 3 exons. Gene Ontology annotation, molecular function: DNA binding. NCBI's taxonomy places the organism in Eukaryota, Metazoa, Arthropoda, Insecta, Diptera, Diopsidae.
ACUGGAGGUUGACUCGUAUAAAGCAGCUAAAGUAACUAUAUACAACCUAGAUAGCUAUAAUCCAAAUCAAACAAAAACUCACGUCCGCAAAAAAUUUAAAACCCAGCAACAUAAAAAAUUAAACUAUAUAUGCAGUAAAAGAUAUUUAUACAGCAACCUAUCUAGUUAGUGUAUGUAAUAUAGGAAACUGAAUUCAUAGUCAAAGUUUCGUGUUUGUCAAAUUUUGACGUGUUCUUCGAUAUCUGCUGUCAUUAUUUUCUGAGUUGCUUCUAGUGUGAAGACGUCUUUAAAAGUUUCCAUAUUUUCAUCGACUUAUUGAGAAUAAAAAUCAUGAAUGGUCAAAAUAAAAUGGAUGGUUCUUCAUCAAAGGGAAUUAAACGUACCGCACGUAUGCUUUCGCCUUGUGAAAAACUAAAUGCCGUGUCUCGUAUACGUAAUGGUGAGACGAAAGCAUCCAUAUCUCGUGAAAUUGGUGUACCGGAGUCAACGUUGCGGGGUUGGUGUAAAAAUGAGCAAAAACUGCGAGAAACCUGCAGUCAAAUGACUUCCAAUAACGUCACCGUAUCUGGUAUGGAAAAUUAUCAAGUAAAACGUCAAAAGUUACAAUCUCAAAUACCUACAUUAUCAUAUCCAAACCCUAUGUUGGAUGGUAUAAAUACUAACCUUGUUAACAAUCCAUUUAGUUUAAAUGGGAUCUAUUCCACUCCUAAUAACAACGGUUUUGGGACUGACUUUGGGAAUGAUUCAUUCAAAAACUUUCUAAACAUGUCCAGUGUACCAAAUGGUUCUGCAGCGUCUAGUUCUGAUGCAGGUAUGCAACGUUCUAUAAACGAUAUGGUUAAUGUGGGUCAACCAAGUGAAGUUCAGACUUCUAAUCUACCAUAUGAUCUAACAUCAAUUUUCAAUCCGACGCCAGAAUCGGAAGGUGAAAAUAAAGCUUUCUUAGUAGAAUGGUGGAAAGUUUUUUACACCAAUUUGUCUCUAUUGGGUAGUACAAUCUAUACCACCCCAUCGAAAGAUGAACAAGAAGACAUGCAAGCAAACGUAAUGGGUAAGGAACAGACUUCAAAUAAUGGUCAAGAUUUUCAGCAAGAAAACUAUCCUACCCCACCGAAAAGUCUUGAAUGAAUUCUUCAAAACUUGAUUAACCAAUUUUCUAAUUCAAACUUAAAUAAAUAAAUUACUCAAUCAAAGCAUAAGUGGCAAAAUAUUGAAAAAAAUGUAAUUGUGAAGUUCAUUCAGCGGAGCCUUGAAGUUUUAACUAAUUACCAAAGCUGCCACCCUAAUUAACAAAUUCAUUGAAAAACCAUCAUUUGAUUAUUAUAUGAAAACCAUUAUAAUUAUUUAACAUAUAAAAAUAUUGAAUUACCUUAUUUACCUUAAAUUAACUUACCUUAUGAAUAAA